AUGCGUCGGUGCCGUCAUCCUAAGAAUCCAUCUUCAUUCGAAAAACUGAUAGAUAUCUUGAGCCAACAACAAAAUUCAGCAUAUGGAUCAGCAAUGCACAAUCCAUCCUCUAAUUUUUUUCAACAACAAUUACCAUUAAUGGCAGAAGGCGAAAGGGUUGGCAUAGUUUUUGCAAAUUUAGAUGCGAUUCAAAAAUAUAGGAAUGAGCUGUUCACAGUAACCCUUGUAGGAAUUGAUGGGACUUUUAAGACGGUUCCCAGAUAUCCACCUCAGUUCACCAAAGGUUGGCUUGUGACAUUUCAGUCUUUUCCAAUGGUUUACACACUGACUUCAAAAAUGACCCAGGCUGUAUAUGAGUCUUUUUUGAUAAUUACUCGCCAGAUUUUUCUGUUAAAUUAUGCGGAGCUAGUAAUAAUAUCGGAUUUUGAAAGGGGUUUGAUAAAUGCUGUGAAAUCAACAAUUCUCGAAAGCAAAUUCCAGGGGUGUUGGUUCCAUUUUUGUCAAUCUGUUGUAAGGCACUGCAAAAGGAGUUUAAAUAGUAUAUUUAAUCUAUUUCAAUCAAGUCCUGAGGUGGCUAAAAUAUUGCGCAUGAUCUUAGCCUUAUCACAUUUGCCAGCACAAGUACAACCCAAUUGUAGAUUCACAAUUUACAAUGGGUUUAGGGUAGUUGUUGAUUUUGCCAACUAAUAUCCAAACAUCGCUCAAGGUUUGGACAUUUUUCUGUUUAGUUAUAUUGAAGAUUUUUGCCUCAUUGAAAUUGGCGCUGCAUACAUAGGUGUUUACGGUUCUGAUGUCCGCACUAACAAUUAUUUGGCGCCAUUUGAUGCGACAUUACUAAACCAAAUGGGAAAACAUCCAAAUAUUUCGGAUUUUUUGCAAAAACAAUUGCUGAUCGAAAAUCAGUUUUAUAUUGAAAUGGGCCAAGUUCGAAGAAACCCAACAGUUAGAAACUAUACGCCUAGCGUGGAAAGAGUAGAUGCAACCCGUAGGAUAAGAUAUUACAUUAAGAGGACGUCGAACGUGUAUAUUGAAGGUGUAAAACAUGCCUCAGCUCUAUGCACAUUACACAAUACACAAAUACAGCAGAAACGUGAUUUUAACACUAAUAGAAAGAUCGUGACUUAA
This is a messenger RNA of Myzus persicae (green peach aphid), 1125 nucleotides long. RefSeq lists its product as uncharacterized. The record is from RefSeq and is a predicted model, not a curated record. NCBI's taxonomy places the organism in Eukaryota, Metazoa, Arthropoda, Insecta, Hemiptera, Aphididae.